CCAUGAGAGCCCUCAGCGGUUCGGCGGGGAAGGGGCCACGGGCUGGGACGCCCUCGCUAAACAGGACUGCGCGGGGUCCCGUCCAGCCCGGUCUCGAAAGGCUCCGGGGACGUGGCGUCCCCCCGUUAUCAGGGCCGAGAAGGUGCGUUCUGAGGGGCCCUGAGGAGGCGGGGCGUUCCCGACGGCCGCCGGGGGAGGGCGGGGCCUCCCAGAAACGCCUGCGCUCUCGGCCGAGCCUCCCUUCAUAACCAUCACACCUAAUAGCAUCCCCUCGAGAGAAUGGCCUCGAAAAGAGCAUUGGUGAUUCUAGCAAAAGGAGCAGAGGAAAUGGAAACUGUAAUCCCCACUGAUGUUAUGAGAAGAGCUGGGAUCAAAGUGACUGUUGCAGGCCUAACAGGAAAAGAACCAGUGCAGUGCAGUCGAGAUGUCUUCAUUUGUCCUGAUGCCAGCCUCGAAGAUGCCAGGAAAGAGGGGCCUUACGAUGUCGUGGUCCUGCCUGGGGGUAACCUUGGAGCUCAGAACUUGUCCGAGUCUCCUGCUGUGAAAGAGAUUUUGAAAGACCAGGAAAGCAGAAAGGGCCUGAUUGCUGCUAUAUGUGCAGGUCCUACUGCCCUUCUGGCACAUGGGAUAGGGUUUGGAAGCAAAGUCACAACACAUCCUUUGGCCAAAGAUAAAAUGAUGAAUGGAGCACACUACAGCUACUCCGAGAGCCGCGUGGAGAAAGAUGGGAACAUCCUCACCAGCCGUGGGCCCGGUACCAGCUUUGAGUUUGGCUUGGCCAUUGUUGAGACGCUGAUGGGGAAGGAAGUGGCUGAACAGGUGAAGGCCCCUCUAAUACUGAAAGAGUGAAAUCCUGGUGUGGGUCAGGGAGUAGCACAAUUUCAGGUGGAGAGUCUUGUCCUUUGUAGAAUAACUGUAAGAUGCACUGUUGUAAAUACCAUUUAAUUGUGGGUGAAAUUAGCAACUGUACUUACCUAAACGGUGACACCUUAACAAACUAAUGGUCUUUUAUUUCUGGAAAAAGAUCCUGUUAGCAAAAAGCUUCAUCACAAAAAAGCAGCCAGCACAUAAUAUUCUUAGUUAGCUCUUGGAUGGCAGAUAAAAAUCACGUGGUCAAAUGUUUGCUGAGUAAAUAAAACUGAAGCAACCCUG
Messenger RNA from Calidris pugnax (ruff), 1152 nucleotides. RefSeq names its product parkinson protein 7 (gene PARK7). The record is from RefSeq and is a predicted model, not a curated record. Bases 280 to 849 code for a protein of 189 amino acids. Gene Ontology annotation, cellular component: cytosol; nucleus. Gene Ontology annotation, biological process: protein deglycation, glyoxal removal; guanine deglycation, glyoxal removal. The transcript is spliced from 7 exons. Gene Ontology annotation, molecular function: protein deglycase activity. Lineage: Eukaryota; Metazoa; Chordata; Aves; Charadriiformes; Scolopacidae.